AUGCCACACCUCUUCCCAUUCGCCAGUCAUGGACAUGAAACCCCUUCGCAAGAGAUGGAGCAUGAUUCGCCGCAUAGUCAGCCCCGACGUCGUCCAUCAUUGUUGAAAAACCUUGGGAGUCUCCUCAGGAGGCACCAUGGAGGUGUUCAUGAACCAGACAUACCACAGACGGCUCCAACCGAGCAGUGUCCGUUGGAGUCAUACUUUCCGCCUCCUGGUGUCCGUCGACGCAGCUUCGAGGAUCAACAUGCUGCGUCCCGGAAGGCGAUCCCGUCUCUGCCCCGACCGCAAACUUUCCGUAGACAGGAGUCGGAACGUCGAGAGAGAUUACUGGAAGUCGCGCCAACUGCCGUCGAGAAGCGAGCGUUGAGCGUCGAUCGGCGACAACGAGUGAUUGUCCUAUUUGUAAUCCAGCUGUCGGCAUUGCUGUUCUACUCAACCGUUGAAUGUACUAACAACUGGUCCACGCAGUCUCAGCGCAAGUGCUGCCCGAAGACCAAAGUCACCGCAGCCCAUUCCCGUACCGUCACUGUCUGCCCAGAAUGUCACUUCGCCGUCCGAUCAGCUUCCGUCGGGGGUCCUCCGUUACAGCUUUCGUUGCGAAUUCCUGAUAGCCUAGACCCAACAAUUGCAGACUUUAUUGAUGAACGCUCGUCCGACCACGAACUCGUGCAGGAGGAGUACGAGCGAUGCUGGAUCCUGAACCUCAGCAUGCAGUUCCGCGACAAGUCGAGUAGAGAAAAGUUCUUCGUCACGUACGCUGAAAAGCCGAACAGAUGGCGUAGGCUAACCGUGUCCUUGGAUUACCGGACCGCGCCAGAAGGCUCUCUGGAAGCUGAUCUAAGCAGCCUCCCUUAUCAAAGAGACAAGAGCUUCCGCAUUUUCGAAGCGAUUCGAGAGUCAUUGCCCGAGAUAGAGUACUACGACACCGUCACGAAUUUGAAGCUUGAGACGGCACGAGAAGACGGUCAACUGCACGUCCACGUCCGUGAAGACGCCAAUGAGAUCAUCCAAUUCCCAUCGCUAUCAUUGUUUCAGCAUAUCGACGCUCCCUUGUUCCGCGACAGUCACUUAGACUUCAUCGGACAUCUUUCCGGCUUCGUCUACAAGGUUCUGGCUAACGAUAAGGUCGUCAUCAAGAAGGACAUUCCUGGCCGAGACACGGUCGACGAAUUCUUGUACGAGGUAAACGCUCUGGACUCUCUAACCGGAUGCAAGAACGUUGUGCAACUCGAAGGCCUUGUGACGGACGACAGUGGCACUGUGGUUAAAGGUGUGUUGAUUGCAUAUGCCUCGAACGGUGCGCUUGUAGACAUGCUCUACGACUAUGCCCGCAGCCCCGAGUUGCCAUGGCACAGGCGCGAGAAAUGGGCGAAGCAGAUCGUCACUGGUCUUUCGAACAUCCAUGAGGCAGGCUAUGUGCAAGGCGAUUUCACAUUGUCAAACAUUGUCAUUGAUACCGACGAUAAUGCCGUCAUCAUCGACAUCAACAGGCGGGGCUGUCCGGUAGGCUGGGAGCCACCUGAGCUCGGUCGGCUCAUCGACAGCGGGCAGCGCAUAAGCAUGUGCAUAGGGGUCAAGACUGACCUCUUCCAGCUGGGUAUGGUACUCUGGGCGCUUGCGGAAGAAGUCGACGAACCGGAGCGUAUCGAGCGGCCUCUACCUGCUCUCCACGAAUCGACACCGGAGUACUACCAGAGGGUUGUUGACGCUUGUCUUGACGGGCGUCCGCAAGGUCGGACCAGCGCCAAAGACCUAUUGCGUUUCUUCCCACCUUCUGCCGGCAGGCCUCGGUCUGUGGACUUCAACCAGCACGUGCGCCGAUCGGAUGAUAGGAUGUCGCCUCAUUGCUCGGAGAAGAGAUAUAUUGACCCGGAGAUGGCGAUGACGCUUGACGAGGUCCGCGGCGGCAGGAUCGGCAGCACCGAAGCCGCUGCCGAUAUUGACGCUGGUGUCACAUACCUAGAACCUGGUUCCGGUCCAGCAUCUACAGGCUACCAGUUCGGAAGCUCUGGCUCAUGGGUUGUUGGCCGUAGAGGCCGCUCUCCUGUCUCCAGUAAGCGGAGAAAGAGCUCGCCGUUUGGGCGCACAGCAACAUCAAGCAGGACCUCGGUGUCGCCUGCAUCUCCAAUGCGGACUUCCAAAGACAAAGACAACAACAUGGAGCACGAGCUGCCCUACCCACCUGUACUGAGGGAGGAGGAUCUCCAUUCUUCAUUGGGGACCUUGCUUCAGUCCCGGACGCAACCACCAGCACCUUACCCAAGCGACAAACGCCUCACCAGCGUUCGGGAUGAUGAUGUGACGACGCUCAUCCACACAGACUCCGGCUUCGACGAGCAGAUGAUCGAAGAACUGCAAGUUGAGGAUCGUGCAGCGACGGGCAGUAGACACGCGGAGCAAGCUAAAGCAGAAGUACAGCGCGAUGGCAGCGCACCACGACAGCAAUGA
Messenger RNA from Baudoinia panamericana UAMH 10762, 2451 nucleotides. RefSeq lists its product as uncharacterized. Bases 1 to 2451 code for a protein of 816 amino acids. The transcript has 3 exons. The record is from RefSeq and is a predicted model, not a curated record. Gene Ontology annotation, biological process: protein phosphorylation. Gene Ontology annotation, molecular function: ATP binding; protein kinase activity. NCBI's taxonomy places the organism in Eukaryota, Fungi, Ascomycota, Dothideomycetes, Mycosphaerellales, Teratosphaeriaceae.